UUAUCCUGCUCGUGCUAACCUAUUUGGAUGCGUGUACUCGAUAGAUGAUCCAAUUACUUUGUGAACACACUAAUUUGCAGUGGGUGCAAGAAGUGGGUAAAAGGACUACCAUGUAAAAAACAUUGGUCUAUCAUUUAAAGCAAUUUUGUUCUUUAUUUUCCUCCAAUAAUCCCGAUUCAGAUUGAUACUGUACGGUACUACAACCCAAAACCCACACCUCUCUGCCCUAUUCAGGGACCCGUUCUUCUCUUCUUCCCCUUCUCAUUUUUAGCUUUAUUUAUCCAUCUUUUCAUUGAAAGUUCUGCUCAGUGUUUUUCAGAUCAUUCACGUGGAGCAAAACAGCUCAACUUUGGGCGUUUAUUCUAUUGCUUAUAUGCAAGCACUGUAUUGAGGUCCAGACGAGAAUAAACCCCUUUAACAGCUCUUGUGAAUACAAUGUCUGCAAUCAGAUUUGAUGCGUCGAAGCAAUAUUAUGCUACCAGCAGUCUUGUGGUUGGAUAUGCCCUCUGUUCCAGCUUGCUUGCUGUGAUUAACAAGUUUGCUAUAACCAACUUCAACUACCCAGGUCUUCUUACUGCAUUGCAAUACCUAACUUCAGCUUUAGGGGUUUGGCUUUUAGGAAAAUUUGGGCUGUUGCAUCAUGAUCCGUUCACGUUGGAGAAUGCCAAGAAAUUCUUGCCUGCUGCCCUUGUUUUUUACCUGGCAAUAUUCACCAACACCAAUCUUUUGCGCCAUGCCAAUGUGGAUACUUUCAUUGUCUUUAGAUCCUGUACGCCUCUGCUUGUUGCUGUUGCUGAUACAGCUUUUAGAGAGCAACCAUGCCCUUCAAAGUUGACGUUUCUAUCUUUGGUGGUCAUUUUGGGAGGUGCUGUUGGGUAUGUUGCUACAGAUUCAGGUUUUACUCUGACUGCUUAUUCUUGGGCGUUUGCGUACUUGGUAACCAUUACAACCGAGAUGGUCUAUAUUAAGCAUAUGGUAACCAAUCUGGGGCUGAAUACUUGGGGCUUCGUGUUCUACAACAAUUUGUUGUCAUUGAUGAUGGCUCCUUUAUUUUGGAUUAUUACUGGGGAGUAUGUUGACGUGUUCAUUGCUAUGGGAUCAAAUGGAGGGACAUUGUUUAACCCUGUUGCCUUCGUUGCAGUCUCAUUAUCCUGUGUGUUUGGACUGCUCAUCAGUUUCUUUGGAUUUGCUGCAAGGAAAGCAAUCUCCGCUACUGCUUUUACAGUAACCGGGGUGGUGAAUAAGUUCUUGACAGUUGCCAUUAAUGUUCUCAUUUGGGAUAAGCAUGCUAGUCCGUUUGGUUUGAUGUGCUUGUUGUUUACUAUUGCUGGAGGUGUUCUUUAUCAGCAAUCUGUAACUGGUGUUAGUACCACUCCACCACAACGGGAUUCUGCUGUGUCUAAGCAGGACAAUAAGAAUGACCACCACAACUAUGGAGAUAGUGAUGAAGAGAAAGGAAUAUCCGGUAAGAUUUCUGGUCUAUAAGCUUUUUGGCAUUUGUGCCUAUUGCUGAUGAGGCUAUUGUUAGUCCUCCCACUGCGUUAUUUACCGAUACUUUGAUCUUAUUCUAGUCUUUACAAACUUUUGCUAGAUGCUUUUUAGAUUGGCCUUGUUAUCAUUAACGACUAGUAAUCAUUGGACUACUAUUUGUGAGUUUUUGCACCCUUUCUUUUGGCAUGCUAUCGUGUUGAUUUCA
This is a messenger RNA of Nicotiana attenuata, 1696 nucleotides long. RefSeq names its product GDP-mannose transporter GONST4. Gene Ontology annotation, cellular component: Golgi apparatus. Gene Ontology annotation, molecular function: antiporter activity; GDP-fucose transmembrane transporter activity. The record is from RefSeq and is a predicted model, not a curated record. Lineage: Eukaryota; Viridiplantae; Streptophyta; Magnoliopsida; Solanales; Solanaceae. The coding region runs from base 436 to 1485 and encodes 349 amino acids. The transcript has 2 exons.